Messenger RNA from Dermatophagoides farinae (American house dust mite), 1894 nucleotides. NCBI's taxonomy places the organism in Eukaryota, Metazoa, Arthropoda, Arachnida, Sarcoptiformes, Pyroglyphidae. The record is from RefSeq and is a predicted model, not a curated record.
AUCUGUUUGGAUUUUUAUUUUCUUCGUACAUCAUUUAUAAAUCAUCAUCAUCAUCAUCAUCAUCAUCAACAUUUUAUAUACUUUGACUUUGGAAUUCGGCAUUGUUUUUUGUUUUUUAUUCCAUUUCUAUUGUUCUUCAUUUGACGAUAAAAAUUCCUUCGGGUUAUCACAGUGUUUGUCACACACGAAAGAUUCGAAAGAAAGAAAAAAAGAAUUUCGAACAUCUUUUUCCAUUUAUCUGUCGACCUUUUUUUUUUUUUUGUUCAACUUUUCAGGCCUUACGGCCUAUUUCUGGAUUCUCCAUAUAAAAAAUUCAUCAUCAUCAUCAUCAUUUUUAUUCUUUGAUAAAAAUUCAGCAAAAAAAAACCGACCAAGAAAUCGAUUCACUAAAUUCCAAAAACUACGACUAUUGAAUCUGUUUGUGAAUCAUCAAGAAGUAUAAAUCAAUCAAAACGAAACAAAAACAAAAAACAUCAUCAUGUGCAUUGAAUCUAUUGAAUCGAAAGAAAAACGUAAACGUAAUGAAAAAAUUGAAAAAAUUCUUAAAGAAACAAAAUCCAUUGUAAGAAAACAGGUAAAAUUAUUAUUACUUGGUACCGGUGAAUCGGGUAAAAGUACAUUUAUUAAACAGAUGCGUAUCAUACAUGAUAAUGGAUUCACAUCGACAGAAUUGAAACAGAAUCGUGUAUAUGUAUUUCAUAAUACCAUACAAUGUAUGCAACUUUUAUUGCAAGCAAUGAAAUUUUUAUCAAUACCAUUUGCCAAUGAUGAUAAUUGGCAACGUGCCAGCCGAAUAUUAUCAAUCGAUUGUUCAUAUGCACAAGCACCGGAAAUAUUUGCCAAUCAAUCAUCAUUAUCGUAUGAAUUUGUUGAUUGUAUUAAACAUUUAUGGCAAGAUCAUGGUGUACGACAAUGUUAUGAUCAUCGUACACAAUUUCAGCUUUCAGAUUCAGCUGAAUAUUUUUUCCUGAAUGUUGAACGUUUUGGUCAAAAAAAUUAUAUACCAACAAAUGAUGAUAUUGUACGUAUUCGUUUGCCAACAACCGGCAUAAUUGAACAUUUAUUUUAUAUAAAAUCUGCACGUAUCUAUUUACGUAUUAUUGAUGUUGGUGGCCAAGACAAUGAACGUAUGAAAUGGAUAAAUUGUUUUGAAGGUGUUACAUCGAUCAUAUUUUUAACAGCAUUGAAUGAAUAUGAUAUGUAUAAAUAUAAAAGUACAUUGAAUUAUAAUGAUUCUGAACAUGAUCAAAUGGCACAAUUACUUGAUGAUGGCCGUAUUGGUAAAAACCGAAAACCGAAAAUAGAAACGAAUCGUGUAAAUCGUAUGCAAGAAUCAUUGUGUUUAUUUCGUAUUAUAACCAGUUUAGAAUUAUUAUAUAAAACAUCAUUUAUAUUAUUUUUAAAUAAAAAAGAUUUAUUGGAAGAAAAAAUUAAACAAUCACCAUUACGAAGACGAAUAUUUGAUGAUUUUGUUGAUGAUAAUGAAAAUAUUACUACUAGUAAUAGUAAUAAUAACAGUGUUAAUGAUGCAGCUGAAGCUGGACAAUUUAUAAAAGAAUUAUUUAUACGUAAUGCUCUUUGUAAUUAUAAUCAACAACAGCAACAACAACAACAACAGAAUAAUCAUCAUCAAGAUAAUAAUCAUGGUGAAUGUCGUAAAAUAUCCAAUCAUGAAAAUCAUCAUCAUCAUCAUCAUCAAAUGUGGCGAAAAAAUAAGACAAUAUAUUCACAUUUUACAUGUGCAACGGAUACAGAAAAUAUUAAAUUUGUAUUCGAUUCUGUUAAAUGGACAGUGUUGAAUAAGAAUAUGGAAGAUUUUGGUCUUCAUUGAUUUUGAUGGACACACACACAUACACACAGAAACACACAGACAGACUUACUUUUUUUGGUAUGG